CUGUAGAAUUAAAUCCUCCAAAAUGAUCUGGCAUGUUUUAAUUGUAGGGAUUCUGCUUCCCCAAACUUUGGCCCAUCCAGGCUUUUUUACUUCAAUUGGUCAGAUGACUGAUUUGAUCCAUACAGAGAAAGAUCUGGUGACUUCUCUGAAAGAUUAUAUUAAGGCAGAAGAGGACAAGUUAGAACAGAUAAAAAAAUGGGCAGAGAAGUUAGAUCGGCUAACUAGCACAGCAACAAAAGAUCCAGAAGGAUUUGUUGGGCAUCCUGUAAAUGCAUUCAAGUUAAUGAAACGUCUGAAUACUGAGUGGAGUGAGUUGGAGAAUCUGGUCCUUAAGGAUAUGUCAGAUGGCUUUAUCUCUAACCUGACCAUUCAGAGACAAUACUUCCCUAAUGAUGAAGAUCAGGUUGGGGCAGCCAAAGCUUUGUUGCGUCUCCAGGACACCUACAAUCUGGACACAGAUACCAUCUCAAAGGGUAAUCUUCCGGGAGUAAAGCAUAAAUCCUUCCUAACUGCUGAGGACUGCUUUGAAUUGGGCAAAGUGGCCUACACAGAGGCAGACUAUUACCACACUGAACUGUGGAUGGGACAAGCCCUCAGGCAGCUGGAUGAGGGCGAGGUGGCCACUGUGGACAAGGUCUCUGUUCUAGAUUAUCUGAGCUAUGCUGUAUACCAGCAGGGAGACCUGGACAAGGCUCUUCUGCUUACAAGGAAGCUUCUUGAACUAGAUCCUGAACAUCAGAGAGCUAAUGGUAACUUAAAAUAUUUUGAGUAUAUAAUGACUAAAGAAAAAGAUACCAAUAAGUCUGCUUCAGAUGACCAGUCUGAUCAGAAAAGCACACUGAGGAAAAAAGGGAUUUCUAUGGAUUACCUGCCAGAGAGACAGAAGUAUGAAAUGCUGUGCCGUGGGGAGGGUAUCAAAAUGACUCCUCGAAGACAAAAAAAACUGUUUUGCCGCUACCACGAUGGAAACCGGAAUCCUAAAUUUAUUCUGGCUCCAGCCAAACAGGAGGAUGAGUGGGACAAGCCUCGUAUUAUUCGCUUCCAUGAUAUUAUUUCUGAUGCAGAAAUUGAAAUUGUCAAAGACCUAGCAAAACCAAGGCUGAGGCGAGCCACCAUUUCAAACCCAAUAACAGGAGACUUGGAGACGGUACAUUACAGAAUUAGCAAAAGUGCCUGGCUCUCUGGCUAUGAAAACCCUGUGGUGUCUCGAAUUAAUACAAGGAUACAAGAUCUAACAGGACUAGAUGUGUCCACAGCAGAGGAACUACAGGUAGCAAAUUAUGGAGUUGGAGGACAAUAUGAACCUCAUUUUGACUUUGCACGAAAAGAUGAGCCAGAUGCUUUCAAAGAACUGGGAACAGGAAAUAGAAUUGCCACGUGGCUGUUUUAUAUGAGCGAUGUGUCUGCAGGAGGAGCCACUGUUUUUCCUGAAGUAGGAGCUAGUGUUUGGCCCAAAAAAGGCACUGCUGUUUUCUGGUAUAACCUAUUUGCCAGUGGAGAAGGAGACUAUAGUACACGGCAUGCAGCCUGUCCGGUACUAGUUGGAAACAAAUGGGUAUCCAAUAAAUGGCUUCAUGAACGUGGACAGGAAUUUCGAAGACCUUGCACUUUGUCGGAAUUGGAAUGACAAACUGUGUCCCCUGCCUCUCCCGUUGUUGUACCCUAAUGUGUCUGAUACACACAGUUCCUAGUCUUAACUUUCAGGGUUUACAAUUGACUAACACUCCAUGACUGAGUCAAUCAUGAACCUCAUCCCAUGUUUCAUCUGUGGACAAUUCACUUUAUGGGUUUUCUCUUUUACAAGUAACACUAAGUCACCACACUUGAUAAAAGCUUAGUCGGUAUAAUGAAAGACAAGGCAGAGUUAAAAUGAGGAAUCUUAAAUUUUAUAUUUUAAAUAACUUUUUGUUUGGAUAAAUAUAAUUUAAGCAUCUGUUUUAGUAUUUCAGAACAUCUCAACUGAUGUGUAGGCCAGAGUGGGCUGUGUGGAGGAAGCACAUACUUCUAGCUAGGUGUCCUUUUGGCCUCGUCCUCCUUGCAGCUCAUUUUCUGGACUUGCCUGAACCCCAGUAAUGAACUAGGAAUUUGAUCUGGGCUCUCCAUGGUAUUUGCCCCUCUAUACAUUAUUCUAAGUUGAGUUUUCCCCGUGUCCUCUUAAAAAACAAA
Messenger RNA from Fukomys damarensis (Damara mole-rat), 2166 nucleotides. RefSeq names its product prolyl 4-hydroxylase subunit alpha 1 (gene P4ha1). The coding region runs from base 23 to 1627 and encodes 534 amino acids. Gene Ontology annotation, molecular function: procollagen-proline 4-dioxygenase activity; protein binding; iron ion binding. NCBI's taxonomy places the organism in Eukaryota, Metazoa, Chordata, Mammalia, Rodentia, Bathyergidae. Gene Ontology annotation, cellular component: endoplasmic reticulum. The record is from RefSeq and is a predicted model, not a curated record. The transcript has 14 exons. Gene Ontology annotation, biological process: peptidyl-proline hydroxylation to 4-hydroxy-L-proline.